AUGGCGCCGGGGCCGUUCCCCGAGGACGCGGUUCUCGCCCUCCACUACAACUACACCGGGAAGCUGCACGCCGGGCGUUACCGGGGCGGCCUUCGCCCCGAGACCCUCCUCUUCCUCCUCGUCUGCGGUUUCAUCGUGGUGGAGAACCUGGUGGUGCUGGUGACCAUCUGGAGGACCAAGAAGCUCCACUCCCCCAUGUUCUACCUGCUGGGCAACCUCACCCUCUCCGACCUGUUGGCCGGCGUCGCCUACACCGCCAACAUCGUCCUCUCCGGCGCCAACACCUUACGGUUGACGCCGGCGUUGUGGUUCUUGCGGGAAGGCGGAGUCUUCCUCACCUUGGCCGCCUCGGUCUUGAGCUUGUUGGCCAUCGCGGUUGAGCGUCACCUCACCAUGGCGCGGGUACGGGUGACGCGGGGGGACAAGAGGGGUCGGAUGUGGUCGUUGGUGGCGGCCAGUUGGGGGGUUUCGGUGGCGUUGGCGGCGUUGCCGGGGUUGGGGUGGAACUGCCUGGGCGACCUCCCGGCCUGCUCCACCGUCCUCCCCCUCUACUCCAAACGCUACGUCUUCUUCUGCGUCGCCGUCUUCCUCGCCAUCCUCCUCACCAUCGUCGUCCUCUACGUUCGCCUUUACCGCGCCGUCCGACGCUCGGCCAACCUCCGCCCUUCGCCGAAAUCCCCGGCUUUGUUGAAAACGGUGACGGUGGUGGUGGGGACCUUCAUCGCCUGCUGGUCCCCCCUCUUCCUCCUCCUCCUCCUGGACGCCUGGUGCUGCCCGCGGGCGUGCGCGGUGCUCUACCACGCCGACUACUUCUUGGGUUUGGCCAUGGCCAACUCUUUGCUCAACCCCCUCAUCUACACCGUUUCCCCCGCCUGCACCAACUGGGUGAAACCCGCCUGCCCCAACCGCCGCCUCUACGUCCAGGCCCUGCUCCGCGCCGUCCGCUGCCACUCCCUCACCCCGCACUUCCUCCAGAUGCAGCUCCAAAAAUGCGAAAUCCUCCGAGCCGAUUCCCGCUCCAAGGAUUACCUGGCGCAAAUUUUCCAAGAUUUAACUCUUCAUAAACCCACCCAGGUUUUACCCUGUCGGACCCCCAAGGUGGGCCAGCUCAUUUACACCGCCGGCGGUUAUUACCGGCAAUCUUUGAGUUAUUUGGAAGCCUACAACCCUCGGGAUGGAUCCUGGAUCCGUUUAGCCGAUCUCCAGACUCCCCGGAGCG
Molecule: messenger RNA, 1219 nt
Organism: Nipponia nippon (crested ibis)
Lineage: Eukaryota; Metazoa; Chordata; Aves; Pelecaniformes; Threskiornithidae
Source: RefSeq, a predicted model, not a curated record